AUGCCCGACAGCCCCAGGUUGUUGCAAGAGAAGCGGGUCUUGGCGGAGAUCCAAAGCCUUCAACGACAGAGAGAAGAGAUAUUUGCAUUUGGAGGGGAUGACAAGGGCGGAGAGAUGCGGGAGGAUCUUGCGGAGGACCACACGGAAUUCCACGAUGAGGCCGCACUGAAAAUGGUUUCUGAAUUGAACGUGCAGGUGGUCGUUUUGGAGUUCCGGCCUCCGGCAGAUGGAGACGCGGAGAAACUCUAUGGGGCAUGUUCUCUGAAUAAGUUAGAGGAGCUUGAAACGCUGUUGAAGGAGCCUUUGCAUCCUGAAGCGCUUAAGCCAAAAUCAUUGGAACAUGCUGUCCGUGCUGCUGUUGGCGCUUCGCAUUGGGAUUGCAUCGCUUUGUUAUUGGAAGCUGGAACAAAGACGAUUGUGGACUUGGUUUUCCCCCGUCAUCAAGCUGCUUUGGCUUUGGCGGAGGUCUUCCCAUCGCCACAGACCCGCAAGCGGCAUUCAGCCUUGAUGGAAGAAUUGCUGGAGAAGAUGGAGGAUCUGAACUCUAGGAUGGCUGAGGAGUCCUACGCAAGGCCUGAUUGGGAACCUGUGGUGAGGGUCCCUGUGGAGCCGGUCGUCAGGAGACCCGCUUGGGAACCAGUGGUGAGGCCACCUGUUGUGGAGCCAGUGGUCAGGGCACCUGCGCCGCCAUUUGUUCCUGCAGAACCGAUGGGAAGGAGGAUCCCGCACCCUGAGCCGGAGAUGAGGUCUCCAAGCCGAGGUAGGGAGAGGAGCCCAGCGGGCCUUACCGUGAAAGCCCGCAUCGCCCGACAGCUGGCAGCGAAGCUGGAUGCUUCUGUGCGGCUCUUCGGCACACGGAUCCGCGAUGUGGAGACUUUCCACCAGGCUGCCGAUGGUCAGUUCAAAGGAAGCAGAUACGGAAAGGUGCCACGGCACUUCGUGCCCAAUCGCGUCAUCGACCGCUUCGAGCUGAGUGAAACCCUACGGCGCCUGGACAUUUUUGCCACGCCCCAGGACGUCGAUCAGUUGAUCUCCACGACAUCUUCAGUGGCGCUGGAAGAGCUCUUUGAGAUCCUUCAGCAGGCUUGGGAGAGCCGCCGAGUGGCUCCCCCCACGUUGCCGCUCUGGCGCCGCUGA
Messenger RNA from Durusdinium trenchii, 1137 nucleotides. Lineage: Eukaryota; Dinophyceae; Suessiales; Symbiodiniaceae. The record is from the annotation of a GenBank genome assembly.